This is a messenger RNA of Tetranychus urticae (two-spotted spider mite), 1753 nucleotides long. It is a transcript of the gene Yip1d1, whose product is annotated as Yip1 domain-containing 1. The record is from RefSeq and is a predicted model, not a curated record. Gene Ontology annotation, cellular component: trans-Golgi network. NCBI's taxonomy places the organism in Eukaryota, Metazoa, Arthropoda, Arachnida, Trombidiformes, Tetranychidae. Gene Ontology annotation, biological process: endoplasmic reticulum to Golgi vesicle-mediated transport; vesicle fusion with Golgi apparatus.
UUAAGUUGAGUUAUGUUAAUUUUUUUAUGAGUAACAGGCUAUGUAAUCGUGUUCAUUGAAAUUUUCAUCACCCCCUGAGAUUGUUAUCCUUAAUAGUAUUUGUUGUCGUUGUUUUCAUCUUUGGACGAAUCAUCAGUAAAGUGUAUUAUGGAGGGUCAAUACCCAAAUUGGAACUCUCCUCCGUAUGGUGAACCAACUUAUGGUGAACCGGCUUAUGGUGAACAGAGCUCAGAUUUUGUCACCAUUGAAAGUCCCAUGGAUAACUUGAAUACAAUGUCAUCCCAUGGUUAUUAUCCUUAUUAUCAACCUGCACCCGCUGCACCGUCAACCAAUUCAAUUUUCAACUCACAAACAACAUCAAAUGAUCUGAGUGCUGAUCCUUUUUACUCAUCAACUACUUCAGGUGAUCCAUACGCUGAUGAACCUCCAUUGUUGGAAGAGUUAGGAAUCAAUUUUGAUCAAAUAAUGCAGAAAACUCUUGCUGUUAUAAUUCCCUUUAAGAAAACUGAACAAAGUAUCCUCCAUGAAAGUGAUCUUACUGGUCCAUUGGUAUUCUGCUUCGCUUUUGGAAUGUUUCUUCUUCUUUCUGGAAAACUUCACUUUAGUUAUAUUUAUGGUAUUGGAAUUGUUGGAUGUUUAUCAGUUUACUUUUUACUCAACCUUAUGUCACCCACCCAAACGUCAAUUUCAUUCAUUUGCACAGUGUCUGUAUUGGGUUAUAGUCUUCUUCCUAUGGUCGUUCUUUCUGGCCUUGCUGUCAUAUUCAAGCUGAGCGCCGGUAUAAUUGGAAACUUCUUCGCAAUGACGGCUGUUCUAUGGUGUGCUUUAAGUGCCUCGAAGCUUUUUGUAACUGCUUUAGCUCUUCAACGACAACAACCACUGAUUGCCUAUCCCUGUGCUUUACUUUAUGGAGUUUUUGCUUUACUGACAGUCUUCUGAGCAGAAAAGUUUCUUGUUAACCGCUUGUUUUCAAUGGACUUAUCAAGUCAAGAUUCACUAUUAAAGUCUUUGAUUCCAAAUGGAUAAACUUGUCCAAUGUCAUCUUCAGUUAAUCAACAACUUCCCUUACAAACUUAUCAUCGUCAACAUCUUAAAGAUGAUCAAGUUUAACUUUACUUUUCUCAAACAAGCUUCAAUAAUUUUCAUUCUCAUUCAUUUUUGUUCUGUCGCCAAUCUCUUCUUGUGCUCUUCCUUUCAUUUCAUAUUCCACCUCAACUUAUUGGUUAUCAGCCUAAUUUAUGGACAGAGUAAAAUUGUAGCUACUUUGAAAUGAUGACCACUUCAUGCUGUUUGAUUUGGUAUAGUCGCCUAUCUUGUUAUUUAAAACAUUUUAUAAGAGACAGGCUAAUCAAGCAGAAUACAUCUUUUGCUGUGCAAAGUCCUCUUAUCUAAAAAUCAUUAUUUAUUUAACUCUUAAGUUUUAAGUUUAAUUCAAUUAUUAUAAUGAAUAGAAAUAAUCCCGUUGCAAAGUUUUACUUAAUUUUAUAUAAUAUUUUUCAAUUUGUCGGAUCGGGAAUGGUCCUGUAUGGAUUGUUUGGAGCUUUCCAAUCUGAUGAAUUGAAUCAAAACAAAUUAUAUGGAAAAUGCGAUUACCAUUGUUAUUUUUUCAAACUUUACAAUCGAUUGAAAUUGUGCAUGCAGCUAUAAAAGUGGUUCCAUCAUCACCUUUUCUAACUUCUCUUUAAAACUUUUUUCGUUUCACCUAAUAUUUGCAGACAAUUUGGUCAGUUUACAAAUAAACAUUAUAUUUCAA